This is a messenger RNA of Neospora caninum, 789 nucleotides long. RefSeq lists its product as hypothetical. Lineage: Eukaryota; Apicomplexa; Conoidasida; Eucoccidiorida; Sarcocystidae. The record is from RefSeq and is a predicted model, not a curated record. Bases 1 to 789 code for a protein of 262 amino acids. The transcript is spliced from 5 exons.
AUGGGGAUGCGAGGCAGUGGUAGCAGAGCAUUCACUGCGCUUUCCUCCGGACUGAUUGGCGGCGCCGACAAGGCACUCCGCGGAGCGACGGGCCUCGAAGGCAUUCGGAUCGGCGCAAAUAUUCUCCACAAAUGGGCGGAGGGCCUGGACACCCGCUUGCACUUUUCUGCAGAUGCGGCGGCUGCUAUGGGAGGAACGGAUCUGUUGCGGUCGUCGCUGCCGUCGCUUGAAAACUCUCUGGAGUUGUGCACCGGCAAAAACGGGCCGCUCUCGCUUCUUUCGCGGCUCUGCCAGGCAGUUGAAAUCACUGGAGAAGCCGUCAGCGACGGCGGUAGCAGACGCCUGAGGACUGUCGUGCGCUACGACCUCCCCUCAGGCAAGAGCCAAAUCCUCUGCACAGAAACUUCGGAACUUCGCAUCCAAGGCGGGAAAAUUCCCCAAGAGAAAGACGACCAGUGGACAGAAGUCAGCGUGCAUGUGGCUCGGCAGCAUCGGACAAACUCCUGGGACACGGUCGUCGGAGUGAAACAACACUUUGACGGCGGCCGUGUGACGUUUGCUCCCUUUUUCCGUCUCAGAGACAGAUCUCUACACUACGAGUACACACAAGCCCUCGCGAGUGGCGGAGUGUUGAAGGCGCACCUUCAGCCCUCGCAGUCUCUUCGGAUCCAGUGGAGAGACCCGAGCGCCUCGGGCGGCGUCUGGCUCGCCCAGGCGGAGCUGCCGCUGCAGAAAGGGAAGAGCCUGCGAGAGGGAACUGUCGCCUUCAGGAGAGAGUGGACUUUCUAG